UUGAACACAACCACCGCCUCUUAUGAAUAAACUAAUGGAAGUGAGCCUCACUAUAGGCUGUGAUAUAGUUUCCAUUUCUCAAACAAGAAUCGUUCAAUAUUCCUCCGAUCUACAUACCUCGGAGCGUAUUCGAAGAUAAUGCGAAGGUUUCCUCCAAUUUGAUAGCCGGUAACCAAGUAGAAUAUGAGGGUGCAAUGAGUGCUAACGUAACAGAUGAAUUAUGUAAGAUUUGUGACGGACGCAUAGAGUGCGCGCCCACCGCCAUCCUGCUGAUCUCGCUGGUGCACACGCUGUACGGGCACAUCGGGCCCGAGCCGGACUACUUCGGCAAGAACAAGCGCAACCUGCUCAAGCAGGUGGAGGAGGACGGCAAGGCGCCCUACAAGCACUUCACCUACUUCGAUCGGUUCCCCGAGGACCACAGCAAGAGGAAGGGCAGCGCGGACACCGAUGGAGACUAUGACUUCGUCGUGGUGGGCGGCGGGACGGCGGGCUGCGUGCUGGCCAGCAGGCUCUCCGAGAACAGGAAGUGGAAGGUUCUCAUGAUUGAAGCCGGACCAGAGGAACCCAAGAUGGCUCUGAUACCCGGACUGACGAGCGAGUUCAAAGGGUCCAGCGUGGACUGGCAGUACUCAAUGCGACCAAAAAAGGGUUGUAACACGUUACAGGUUCUGUCAGAAUCGAGGUGAACGAGGCUGCGAGGUAGUGCAGGGCAGAGUGCUCGGAGGGACCUCCUCCAUCAACGAUAUGGCGUACAUGAGGGGAAGUCCGGCUGACUACGACGAGUG
This is a messenger RNA of Spodoptera frugiperda (fall armyworm), 788 nucleotides long. Its product is annotated as ecdysone oxidase-like. NCBI's taxonomy places the organism in Eukaryota, Metazoa, Arthropoda, Insecta, Lepidoptera, Noctuidae. The record is from RefSeq and is a predicted model, not a curated record. Bases 195 to 689 code for a protein of 164 amino acids. Gene Ontology annotation, molecular function: oxidoreductase activity; flavin adenine dinucleotide binding. The transcript is spliced from 3 exons.